Molecule: messenger RNA, 3343 nt
Organism: Lactuca saligna
Lineage: Eukaryota; Viridiplantae; Streptophyta; Magnoliopsida; Asterales; Asteraceae
Source: the annotation of a GenBank genome assembly
ACUGGGUAGGCCUCCUAUUCCUAGCCUUCAUUGUCGCUUCUCCUCUCUUUCUUUCUCUACAUUUUCUCUCUAGAAUUCCAUCUUUGUUCAAUCAUCGAUCUGUAAUUUCACUUUUCCGAGAUUCGAAAUUUCGAACUUGUAGUUUCCGGAUCAGAUAUUAGGAUCUUUUGAACCUGUAAUUUGAUGUCGGUGUCCGAUUCUGAAACCUCCUCUCAUGGAGGAGAGUAUAAGAUGUUCCGUCAAGUCACCCGUGAUCGGAUACUGUAUGAAAUGAUCAAAGCAUCCCACUCAAAGGAGUCAAGAUCAAUGUGGAAGGUACUUAUCAUGGAUAGAGUUACUAUGAAAGUUAUAUCUCAUUCAUGUAAAAUGGCAGACAUAACAGAUCAAGGAGUUUCAUUGGUGGAACAGGUUUUCAAAAGAAGGCAGCCUAUGCCUGGCAUGGAUGUCGUAUAUUUUGUUCAACCAACAGAUGAAAACCUUGCCCUGUUUAUGCAUGACAUGACAGGGAGAACACCCAUGUAUAAAAAAGCAUUUGUUUAUUUUAGUUCUCCUAUCCCAAAGGAUUUUAUUGGUAGAAUCAAGGCUGAUACAACUGUCAUACCACGCAUAGGUGGAUUGAGUGAGAUGAACUUGGAGUACUUUCCUAUUGAGAAUCAGGUAUUUGUAACUGAUCAUGAAAGAGCAUUAGAAGAGCUGUAUGGGGACGAUGCUGAUACUACUCCUGAAUAUGAUGUUUGCUUACGUGAGAUGGCUAUUCGUGUUGCCACUGUUUUUGCUUCACUUAAGGAAUUGGAUUAAGGGAAGAUGAUUGGCAGUGCUAAGACGUGUUAUGGGCUCUAUAUCCUACAAGAUGACACUCUUUCCGUUGGAACAUCUCAAAAAUUCAGUUUGUUAUCUUUAAAUAAUCAGUCCCAUUCAAAUAAAGAUAGUGAUAUCAGGAUGUGUAAACACUAACCGGAAAAAAUUGUCGAUGACCACACUAGAUUAAAUUGGGUAUAUCUCGUGAAAACCAUAUCCAAAGUAGGUGAAAAUUUUAAACUUUUCAUUCUAUGAUUCAAACCCAGUUUCACACUAAAAUUCAAAUCCUCAAGAGUCAACAAGAUAUCCUAUACUUCAGUUCCUGUGUAGAUAUACCCCUCGACAUAAUGGAAUUGCUGAGAGAAAAAAUCGAGGCCUCUUAGAAGUUGUUUGGUCACUUUUUUUUCAGCUCAAGUUCCUAAACAUCUUUGGGGUGAAGUUGUUCUCACAACUACCUACCUUUAUCAACCGAAUGCCUUUUCGGGUUCUCAACUUCCAAACUCCAUGUAAAGACAAUCUUGCAGUUAUUCCCUCAUACAAAGUUCGUUAGUCUUCUUUCUUGAUUCUAAAAUAUUUGGUUGCGUUCAAAAUCAUAGUAAGUUAGAUUCCAGAUCUAUUAAGUUCUUUUUAUCGAGUAUUCUUCACAUCAAAGGGGUUACAAGUUUUAUCCUACUGUAACUAGAAAUUGUAUAAUUCUACGGAUGUUACCUUCUUUGAGAAUCAUGCUUACUACAAAUCUGAGCUUCAAGGGGAAAACGCAAACAAAUCUCAUCUUUAGGACUUUAUUCCAAGUACCAAUACUCAAUCUCUAAGUACUAAUCCGUGCAUCCAUACUCAAGAUUACAUGACUCCUUCAUCUCCUUGCCUUAUACCAAAGAACAAAGAAAAAGAAAUCCUUGUCUUUAUGAGAAGGAAACAAUCUGGCAAAGAAAUAGAGCACACAACACAUCUUGAGGACUGCCAUUAAUCUGAACCAGAUCCUCAAUCUUUAGAAACUCAUUAAGGAGUUCCCCAAUGUACGAUAUCGUGUAAAGCCCACAGAUGGAUCUGUAGAGACAACAUUUCGUGAAUUAGUUCCUAAAAAGCUAGCUUUAGCUAUUUGGGAAUACAUUAAGUCAUAUCAACAUACUAUUCCUAACUUCCCACAAUCUGAAACAUGCGAGUUGCUCAUUGUGGAUAGAUCCGUUGAUCUGGUUGCACCCGUCAUUCAUGAAUGGACUUAUGAUGCAAUGUGCCAUGAUCUAGUAGACUUGGAUGGAAACAAAUACACAAUGGAGGUCCCUAAUAAAUCCGGUGGUGCACCUGAGAGAAAGGAUUUCCUUCUAGAAGACCAUGAUCCUGUUUGGCUUGAAAUGCGCCAUUUGCAUAUAGCUGAUGCUAGUGAAAGAUUGAGUGACAAAAUGGACACUUUGAUGUCAACAAACAAAGUUGCACAAUUACAACAAAAAGAUAAAAGUGAAUUGUCUACCCGAGACAUACAACAAAUGGUUCAAGCUAUGCCUGCAUUUAACGAACAAAAGGAAAAACUUUCACUCCAUGUAGAGAUUGCUGGAAAAAUUAAUAAAGUUAUUGCGGAAGAAGGGCUUAGAGACCUUGGUCAAAUUGAGCAGGAUCUUGUGUUUGGUGAUGCUGGAAAUAAAGAACUACUUGAGUUUUUAGAAGAAUAUGAGGUUGAGAUUGAUGAUGAUUUAUGCAUUAGCUGAUCCUGAAAAGUUUGAGGGUGACCAAGGAGCAAAGCUUAUGGAGUUGGCAGAUUUGACGCCGCAGAGUAUGAUCUUUAUUAAUAACAUGAGAUUGCUAGAGGGUCCACCCAAACCAAAGAAACCAGAACCCAGCGGGGGAUUCCUCAAGGGUAAAAAGAAAGCGAAUACUGCACUGAGGAAGGACAAACAAGGGGAAGAAGAAACAUGGGCACUCUUCAGAUUUUUUCCUGUUCUAGAGGAGUUACUUGAAAAAAUUGACAAAAAUCAAAUGCCAAAGGACGAGUAUGAAUGCAUAAAUGAAUCAGAGUCAAGCUCAAGCGGUCGACCGUCAGGCCCUGGUGGUCGAACAGGGAGGGGCGGCGGUCAAAUCCGGUCAAGGAGAAAAGCGGCACAAACAAAAUCUGAUGAUGGACAUUCAAGCGACUCGGUGGUAAAAAAUGCAACUGUGGAUUUAAAACACUUGGGGCAACGAAUUUUUGUUUUUAUUAUCGGUGGUGCCACUAGAUCUGAGUUGCGGAUAUGUCACAAGCUUACUGCCAAACUGAAAAGGGAAAUUGUACUGGGUUCAACUAGCAUAGAUGAUCCACCAAAUUACAUUACAAAAGUGAAGAUGCUUUCCUUCAGUGGAUACGGUUGUUGAUAUCCAGAUGCAAAUAAUGUCUGGUACUUGGGUUACAUGCAUAUGUAUUAUGUAUAUAAAUAUAUUGCAGUUUUUGUAAGUAGGUUUACAUUGUGAGUCUUUUUACUAGUUUGUUGAUAUCCGGAUCUUUUUAUUCACAUUGUUUGUGCAUAUAUUACAACAAAAGUUCUUGUUAUUUCUUGUAUCUAGCCCUAAAUAUUAC